Messenger RNA from Harmonia axyridis, 3377 nucleotides. It is a transcript of the gene Dis3l2, whose product is annotated as DIS3-like exonuclease 2. Lineage: Eukaryota; Metazoa; Arthropoda; Insecta; Coleoptera; Coccinellidae. The transcript has 6 exons. Gene Ontology annotation, cellular component: exosome (RNase complex); P-body. Gene Ontology annotation, molecular function: 3'-5'-RNA exonuclease activity; RNA binding. Gene Ontology annotation, biological process: miRNA catabolic process; mRNA catabolic process. The record is from RefSeq and is a predicted model, not a curated record. Bases 210 to 3284 code for a protein of 1024 amino acids.
CAAUUAACAGCUGAUUUUAGAAGUAAGGCUGGUUUGGCUUUUUAUAAAUUUUAUUGAUUGAGUGAAGAAUAUUUAGUUUGCUGUUGAUCUCCUGUAUUUUAUUGAUGAGUAGUAGCAACAGUAAACAUAUUUUAUAUUGUGUAAGAUAGCAUUACUUUUUUAUUACGUUUUUUGAUUCAUUCAACCAAACAAAAUAACAAAUAAUUGUAAUGAAUAUUAGUAUUGCACCCCUACACCCAUCAACUAGCGCCGAAACUAAAGGACAUAAUGGUGCAGUUAAGAAAAUCAGACGUAGAACAAAACCUAAAGAGAAAAAGAAUAAUUCGAAUCCAAAAUAUAAUGAAGUAGAGAUUCAAAGUGCCACAGAAUAUGAUUCUCCAAAAACCGAAAUAAAAAUUUGUAAAUCAUCAAACUUGUUGAGAUCGCUUACUCAAGAUUGUGCAAUACUACCUGAUACAAAUAAUAAACUAAAAAAAAAAUCCAAAACUAAAGGACCUAGUGGAGUGUUAAAAUCAAUAACUAAUUCUACUGAUAAACAGCACAGCAAUGGAAAUGGACCAACAGAAGUGAAUAGUAUUAGUAAAAAGUCCCCAAAAAAAUCUUGCUCCUACUACAGCCCAUUUUACAAAGGGCUUUCAGGUUUCAAUAACUUAAGAAGAAGGGGUGCAAAUAUUUGGAGUCCCAUAGAAAAAAAUACGGUAAGAGAAGUAGUUGAUAAUACUGAUACUGAUGCGAAUAUCGAAGAUACCUCAACAUCUGUGUGCAUUUUUGACAUUAAAAGUAUUCGUAAUCCUUCAACAGGACAUUUCAUUCGUAAAAGAUCAUCAAAUAAACAUGUGAACCUUCAUUCAUUUGGUAAAAAAUUUCCAGUUUUCUUUUAUAGUUAUCCUCAAGAAACAGUCUCUGACAUAAAAGAGAUUUGUGACAAAAUGAAGAAAAACUCCUUGAAUUCCACCAGUACAACAAACAAUUCAGAUUCAAUGAAGUCUCAAGAACACUCAUUUACAACAAAUGCAACCGUUAACACCAGUUUUGACUUUGAUAUAACUAAUUCCAAUAGCUUGAAUGGAAGCCUUUCACAAAAGAAACCUAAAAAAUCUAGAACUAAAACUAAACAUAGGAAAAGUAAGAGGGAACUAUGUUAUCCUGAAUUUAUGGACUGGGAUCAAGUGGAGAAAGGACUGCAAAACAGCUCAUUGAUUAAAGGAUUUAUCAGAAUAAAUCAAAGAAACUCUAGAGAAGCAUAUGUAACUAAUGCAACAAAGGGUGACUGUGAUUAUAUUAUUAAAUCAAUUAUUGAUCAGAACAGAGCUUUGGAGGGAGAUGAGGUUGUUUUGAAAAUAAAACCUGCAACAGAAUGGGAUGGAGGAAGAAAAACUGCAUCUGUAGUCUACAUUUCUAAAAUGGUUCAUCCUAGAACCACAGUUGGAAAAUUAUCGCCACUCCCAAACAAUGAAAACUAUGCAGCAUUUCUACCUAGAGACAAAAGGUUCCCUUAUGUUUACAUACCCACAAUAAGCUGGCCUCCGGGCUUUAAAACUAACCCAAGAAACUUUGAAAAAAACUUAUUUCUUUGUAAAAUAACAGAAUGGACCAACCUUGAUUAUGCUAAAGGACUGAUCAUUGAGAAUAUUGGCAUUUCAGGCGACUUGAAAAUAGAAAAUUUGGCCAUAAUGAAAUCAUGCGGGCUUGACUAUGAACCUUUUAGUAACGAAGUGUUGAAAUUUCUGCCUAAAUUCACUGAUUUGAAAGCAGACUGGCUGGAAGGAAGGGAGGAUCUCAGAAAAGAGUGUAUCUUUACUAUUGACCCUUUGACAGCUAGAGAUCUUGAUGAUGCAGUAUCAUGUAAAACUUUACCUGAUGGAAAUUUAGAAGUUGGAGUUCAUAUUGCCGAUGUCUCAUUCUUUUUGAAAGAAGGUACAGAACUAGACAAACAAGUAGCAUGGAAAGCCACAACCAUUUACAUGGUAGACAACGUAUACCACAUGCUUCCUGUGGAGUUGUGUAUGAACUGUUCGCUCCUUCCUGGUAAAGAUAAACUAUCUUUUUCAGUCUUCUGGAUAAUGACACCAGAAGGAGAAGUAUUAAGCACUCGUUUUGCUAGAACUGUGAUAAAUUCAUGCGCUCAAUUAGCAUAUGAGCAUGCUCAAGCGAUCAUUGAUGACCCUGAUAAUUUUGAUAGAUCCUCUCUACCAAAAAUUAUGAAUGGUUACAAUGUGGAAGAUGCGAAAGAUGUGAUAUUAAAAUUAUAUCACAUUUCCAAAAACUUGAGGAACAAGAGGUUUGAAAAUGGUGCCCUUAGAAUUGACCAAGUCAAACUGUCCUAUGAACUGGAUCCUAAAACUGGAUAUCCUGUCAAAUAUUAUGUACAGGCGAUGAAGGAGGCUAAUAGACUCAUUGAAGAAUUUAUGUUGCUUGCCAAUAUAUCUGUUGCUGAAAAAAUUCUCGAGCACUAUCCUGAUAUUUCAUUUUUAAGAUUACAUGAACCACCCAAGUUGAACAUGUUGGUUGAACUGAAAAGGGCGCUAGAGUCUGUAGGGAUACAUGUUGACAUUACUUCUGCAAAAAGCAUUCAAACCUCACUUUUAAGAUAUGGAUCAAAUGACGAAGCAGGUAAAAUUAGAUCGGCAGUUCUUAAUCAUUUGUUUGCAAAACCAAUGACGAGGGCUCGUUACUUUUGUCCAGAAGUUGAAGUGAUAGCUGAAUCGUAUGCACAUUAUGCACUAAAUGUUCCUCUUUAUACUCAUUUCACUUCCCCGAUAAGACGUUAUGCUGAUGUUAUGGUACACAGAUUACUAGCAGCUAGUUUAGGCUUGGCAGAUAUACCCAAAUUGAAUUCACAGGAAGUGGGUGAAAUUGCAGAACGGUGUAAUUUAAUAAAGUAUAAUGCUAAAAAGGCCCAAGAAGAAAGCAGUCACCUUUAUCUGUGCCAUUAUAUAGCCAAGAAUGCACCUUUUAUUAAAGAAGCAGCAGUGGUGGAUGUUAGGGAGCGGAGCUUUGAUGUGAUAGUUUUAGAAUGUGGAGAAGUUGUGAGAGUUCAUUUACAUGAAAUUGAAGGAGCCUUAUAUGAAGUUGAGGACAUAACAAAUAUAGACUUGGAUUCAGAAGAAGGAGAACAGGAAACACAAAAAAAAUAUUGGAGAGUGACAAUAUCAUAUCCACCAAUAAAAGAAUAUCCUGCGGUUAUGACAGUAAUUGAAAUGUUCACAUUAGUUAGAGUUCUAUUACAGAAGUGCAAUAAAACUCGAAAAUUAGUAGCAAAAUUAGUAAGACCUAAUUCCUGAUAUAUCAACUGAAUGCAAUUUAAAUGACUUUAUUUUAUAUUUGUAGAUAUAUUUUACAUGAAAAACCAAUAAAAGAGGAACUUUUUGUAUGAA